Molecule: messenger RNA, 2550 nt
Organism: Drosophila rhopaloa
Lineage: Eukaryota; Metazoa; Arthropoda; Insecta; Diptera; Drosophilidae
Product: actin cytoskeleton-regulatory complex protein PAN1
Exons: 5
Coding region: 118-2142 (674 amino acids)
Biological process (GO): regulation of transcription by RNA polymerase II
Cellular component (GO): transcription regulator complex; nucleus
Source: RefSeq, a predicted model, not a curated record
UUACACAACUCUCCAGACUCAGCUGUUCGGUCACCUCAUUUUUGUUUUCCCUGCUUUUAUUUAUAACAAUUGCCCAAAUAAACACAUCGCCAGCAUGGACGCCAAGUAGGGAACACCAUGGAGACGCUGCCAUGUGCCAACCAGCUGCAGGAGCACCAGCAGCCGCAGCAGCAGCUCGUGAAUCUCAGCAUAGACGCGAGUCUGGGCGAGAAUGUGGUCAGCAUUCCCAAGGAGCUGAUCCUCAUCUCGCUGGUCUCCCAGGAGCAGUCGCUCUACAAUCCCAAGCACCCCAACUACCGGAGCACCAAGACCAAGGAUGAGAAGUGGAUGGAGAUCGGCAGCAAUGUGGGCUGGACAGAUGUGCAGUGCAAGUCCAAGUGGAAGGCCAUGAGGGAUCAGUACUGCAGGGAGCUUAAACGCGCCAAAGCCUGCGCCAAAGCCGUCAAGUGGAAGUACUUCAAGGAACUGGACUUCCUGCGUCCAUAUGCGCUGGCAAGGAAUUACAGAGGAAGAUCUGCACAGACCGCCAAUGGCAUAGUCACUACAGCAACACCAAUAUCGCUGCCCCUGAGCACCUCCUUCAGCAGCAACAGCAGUAGCCAGAACCUCAACCUCUCCGGCAGCAUUAAGAUUGAAGAUGCCAGUGCCACUACGCUGCUGGACAACUGCAGCUUUAGCUCGGCCAAUUCAGUUGACAAGAAGCCCGCAGCCACUUUCUUGGCCAGCCAUAUUGGGGCCGUGUUGCACCAGCAGGAACAGCAAUUGCAGUCGCAGCCGGAGAGCAACUGGAACUAUCUGACGGAUGCGGGAGGCGGUGCUACCCCAUCAAUCAUCGUGGAGUGUGGAACCGCCAACUCAACCACUGUAGUGGACACUCUCUACAACGAGUUGGUGGACUGUGUCAAUGCCGCCAAUCAGUCAAACUCAACAGCAACAGUUACUUCCACUGUAUCCGCCACUUCGGCAGCGCACAAUCAAUCGACAAAUGCCGAAGAGGAGGACGACGAUCCCAUACACACCUUCCUAAACAUGGAGAGCUACUUUGAAAAGGAACUGAUCACGCUGAUCCAGCAGGAGGACAUGAUCUACAACUACAGCAACGAGAACUAUCGCAAUGCAAAGCUCAAGAUGGAGGUGUGGGAGGAGAUUGCCAGAAAGCUUAAGAAGUCAGUGAAACAGUGUAGACUGAAGUGGAAGGCUUUAAGGGACCAAUAUGCACGUGAGCACAAGCGACUAAGAACACUCAUGCACAUAGACGCCACUUCGCGUUGGAAGCACUACGACUCGCUCAGUUUCCUGCAAAAGUACAUACAACAAAAGACGCUGGAUGCCGACUCACAACUUAGCAUGCUGUUACCCAAAGGUGACUCGGUACGAGAACUGGAGGAUCACAUGGGCCACUCCCACUCGCCGCCAACGCAGCAAAACACCUUGGAGUCAUCUUCAUCGAGUUCCCAGCUCAACAUGCCCGCUCUGCCUCAUUUGACGGGACCACACAAGGCCGAGCAACAGCAGCAGCAGGAGGAUCACCAACACCAGCAGCAGCAGCAACAGGCCAGUGCGUUGUGUGUGGCCUCCUACGAUGACAUGGACAUCGAGAACUACAUCAACGGAGAUGCACAUCAUGACGAUGAGGAAGAAGAUGACGAUGAUGAGGAGAUGGAAACCACAACGGCGGCGGAGCAAACUCCGCAACAACAAGAUCAGCAUGUUAUGAGUUAUGAGCACGAUGAGGGACCCGUUUAUAUGGCUGUUCAUAGCGUUGGUAGUUCCAUGACCAAACAGGAGCAGCUCAGCGAGGGAGCCUCCAGCCUGGAUCAGCAUCAGCAGCUGCAAUCAACUGGAGAAUAUCAAAAAUUGGAGAUACAGACGCCUACUACUCCUCGCUACCAGAAUGCUGCCACUACCCCUAGCUCCACUUCCACCUCGCGCUAUCACUCGGCACCCAUUACGCCCAACAAGCCCAGCCAUAUGGAGUUUCCUCCCAGCAAUGGCCACAUUUCUGGAGACGAUGAUGAGGUUGGUGCGUUUUUCAAGGCAGUGGCCAUGAAGAUACGUAAUGCUCGGUUGGAGCCGGUGGCUUUUACCGAACUGCAAAUCGAUAUUCUGCGUGUCAUUAACGAGGCACUGAGGAAUCACUAGCACCUCCAGUGACCUCUGGCUUCCUAGAGAAGAAGGAGCUUGAGCGGACCAUCAACGGUUUCAGGGCGAUUUAUUGUAGAUUUUAAGUGUUAUUUCAAAAGUGUUUUUUCUAAUUUCUAGACGAGUUGAUAUUUUUGUAAAUUUCUUUUAAAUUUGUGCGAAAUUUUAAUGCGAAAAUCAGUUGGUUAAGCAGCUCAAAGGCGAAACUUAAAAUGUUACGUGUACAUAGACCAAAAUCCAACAAAAACGUAAGGAAAUAGUGUUUAUUAGCUUAGGAUGAUUCCGGUUUUGACGGAAACGGAACUAAAAAUUUGAACUAUUAUUUAAAUAAUUGUAACCAAAAUCGAUUGUAACCAAUUCGUACAAUGUCAAAGCAAAAAAAAAAUAUAUUUUUAAAGCAACCUUAAA